Exaiptasia diaphana is the source of this 1980-nucleotide messenger RNA. RefSeq names its product flap endonuclease 1. The transcript is spliced from 16 exons. NCBI's taxonomy places the organism in Eukaryota, Metazoa, Cnidaria, Anthozoa, Actiniaria, Aiptasiidae. Gene Ontology annotation, molecular function: 5'-3' exonuclease activity; RNA-DNA hybrid ribonuclease activity; magnesium ion binding. Bases 432 to 1565 code for a protein of 377 amino acids. The record is from RefSeq and is a predicted model, not a curated record. Gene Ontology annotation, cellular component: nucleus.
GGGGUAAAACUGCCAUGUUCUAAAUGAUUGCUUCAGUUUCUUCACUGUAUGCAAUAUUCAAAUCAGUAUUACAGAAGGAAGGAGUCCCUCCACAACACCUGCAACUACUCAUAAGAUAACUGGAUUGGAUCCAGGCAACAAUAUUCCCACUCGUAAAAUUUAAAGAAUACAUUCCUUGUAAUAGCUACACUGUCAGUCGAUUCUGUAAAUCUGUCAGUGCGAGGCUUCCAGAGUUUCAGCGUGAAACUAAAAUGAACAUCGCAUUGUUUUUGUCCUUUUACUAAGUGAUGGGCUUCCUGUACCAUUGAAGAAGAAAAGUACUGGUAAUAGGAAACACCGCUGGCUGGCGCGAAGGUAUUUUUGGCGGGAAAAGGUCGGCUAGCAGUAGACUUCAUGUAUUCGUAAGAAAAGAAAGAAAUAACUGAUAGAACAUGGGAAUUCACGGUCUGUCCAAGCUUCUAGGCGACAUUGCUCCGUCAGGGAUGAGGGAGAAUGAGAUUAAGAACUAUUUUGGUCGAAAAGUGGCAAUUGAUGCCUCAAUGAGUAUCUAUCAGUUCUUAAUAGCUGUACGCAGUGAUGGAAGUCAACUGACCAAUGAAUCAGGAGAGGUUACUAGUCACUUGAUGGGAAUGUUCUACAGAACAAUAAGAAUGGUGGAGAAUGGAAUCAAACCAGUGUAUGUUUUUGAUGGAAAGCCGCCACAACUCAAGUCUGGAGAGCUUGCUAAAAGAACAGAAAGAAGGCAAGAAGCCCAGAAAGCCUUGGAAAAGGCCGAAGAAGCUGGUGAAACUGAAAACAUUGACAAAUUUUCAAGACGCUUGGUUCGAGUAACAAAAGAGCAUAGUGAGGAAUGCAAGAAGCUCCUAAAAUUAAUGGGGAUACCGUAUGUAGAGGCUCCAUGUGAAGCUGAAGCUCAAUGUGCUGAACUUGUCAAAGCAGGCAAGGUGUAUGCUACAGGAACAGAAGACAUGGAUGCAUUAACGUUUGGUACUACAGUCAUGUUGCGACAUCUGACCUUCAGUGAAGCCAAAAAGAUGCCCAUUAAAGAAUAUCAUUUAGCAGCCAUUUUAGAGGAAGCUGCUCUCACCCAGGAUGAGUUUAUUGAUCUUGGUAUUUUACUUGGUUGUGAUUAUUGUGAUUCUAUAAAAGGCAUUGGACCAAAGAGAGCCAUUGACCUUAUCAAGCAACAUCAUUGUAUUGAAGAAAUCCUAAAACAUAUUGAUACAGCUAAAUAUCCCCCUCCAGAAAACUGGCUUUACAAGGAAGCAAGAGAGCUGUUCAAAAAUCCAGAUAUCUUAAAAGCUAGUGAGAUUGAGUUAAAAUGGCAAGAUCCUGAUGAAGAAGGCCUUGUUACUUACAUGGCACAAGAAAAAGGGUUUAGUGAAGACAGAAUAAGAUCUGGAAUUAAAAAACUAACCAAGGCUCGACAUGGCUCCACACAAGGACGACUUGACUCAUUCUUCACAGUCAAAACAUCAACUACGCCUAAACGCAAGAGUGAAGACCCAAAAGGCUCUAAAAAUAAAAAAGCUAAAACUGGAGGGAAAUUCAAGAAACCAAAAUAAAUUUCAAAAGCAAAUUUUCAUUGCAGUAUGUUAUUGCUUUGCUCACAUUGUUUGUUAUUGUUGAGAGGGGRGAUAUUUGUAACUAUUUAUUUUUUAAACUUGUAAUCUAUUUGUAAGCUUUUCUCUUCAAAGAACACCUUAAGUCCAAAAGUCAACACAAUUAUUUUACUAGCCUCUUUAUACAAAUUUGUACAAUUUAGUAAAUGGAAAAUAUAAUAAAACAAGCAACAAGAUAUAAGAACCACAAGUUUAAUGAAAAGACAUUCACCAUGAUACAAGACAAAAACAACCAUACAACCUGAUGAAGACAGUUCAAAAACAAAGAAAAAGUGCCGACCAUUUUAUAAAGCUUUUCUGACAUUCCUCCUGCAACAACUUUCAAAAUAAUGUGUGUGAAAACAUGAUUAUGCAGUCA